Molecule: messenger RNA, 3276 nt
Organism: Mustela erminea (ermine)
Lineage: Eukaryota; Metazoa; Chordata; Mammalia; Carnivora; Mustelidae
Gene: SLC16A14
Product: solute carrier family 16 member 14
Exons: 5
Coding region: 1391-2920 (509 amino acids)
Biological process (GO): transmembrane transport; monocarboxylic acid transport
Molecular function (GO): monocarboxylic acid transmembrane transporter activity
Source: RefSeq, a predicted model, not a curated record
UGUGGGGGUCAACGGUAGAACCAGGAAUUCUCUGAAAUAGCUCCUAUGGAUAAUACAGUGCUUAUGGAAGGAUAAGUAAUAGCACCAUGCUGGUUUGAAGCUUACAGAUAGAAAAUUAAAAACAUCAUAGUUUGGAACUUUGGCCAGCAAAAGAUUUUUUUCAGAAGAGGAGUAUUUUAUUAGUGAUGUCUAGAUUUGCUGGCACAUAGUGAUCAUAAUUAAAAAGCAGACCAACUUUCAGUUGUUUGUUCUUGUCUUAACAUUCUCUGAUGAUGAUGCUCGAAUUGCGCACUUCCGGGUCUGAGGGCUUCCAGCGCUCUGUCCCUGGUGCUGCUCGCCCACGGCUCUGCCCUGCUGUCUUGCAGGGCUCAGCUCCACCUUCAGAACGACCCAACAAUAGUUUCCACUCGUUGUGGGCAACAGUCUCUUAACAACAGUCUCUUCCUGAAUGUGGAGGGCCCUUCACAACCACCACCCUCUUCAUUCUCAGCCAGUGACCUCACUUCUACUUGACCCAAGAGUUAGACCAUUGGGUGUAACUUCUCCUCCCACUACUUGGCACCGUCAUCUCCAUCCACCUGCUGCUUUGCUCCUCCUGAUCAAGACCAAUCCUGCUGUUCCACCACCUCCAGGAUUACUAUCUCUGUCUCUGUCUAUCCUUCUUUUACUCCUCAUCCUCAGUUCUUACAUAUACUUAAUUCUCAUCCUAAGAAAUAAAAAUGAAACCAGAGUCCUUGCCUGAUCGGGCAUCACUGCCCCCACUCCAGCUCCAGCCAGCCUCCAAGCCUCUCUUCUGUGUCUUGUGUAUCAGACCUGAGUAUCACCAUUAUUAGAAAGCUCUAGCUCCCAUUUUAAUAAUAAUAAUAAUAAUAAUAAUAAUAAUAAUAAUAACUGGCCUUCUAGUUUACCAUCUCUCCUGAGUUGUGUUCAUAGAGGUUGGUAUUCCAAGGUGAAUCCACUCUUUUGUACUGAAAAAACCCAAACGUUGGGACCCACAAAAUGAGGACCAGAUACUCUGCCAAAAGCUCUACCAAGGCAAAGCUCCCCUGAAAGGUUGUUUAGAGCCAGCUGUCUUCCUUCUGUGACAUCUUUGUUGUCACCUGUCAGUAUCCAUCCCAAUGCUGGUCACAAGGCAUGGGCUUGGAGUCAGGAAUACCGGGGUUCAAUUCCUUGGGUUCCUGGUAGCCAUACUUCCCUGUCAUGGGAACUUGGGAAAGGCACUUCACUUCUCUGAGUCUAUUUCCAUUUCUUUAAAAUAUGCAUAGUAAUGGUUACAUACAGGAUGACUGUAGAGAUGAAACAGGCUUCACAAAAGCACUUGCCAGUAAAAAGGCAGGAGUGUUCCCAAAUCUGCAUAAUGACAAGAUGAAUUUGAAGAAAAUCUUGGAAAAUGUACACAAGUCAUGAAGAUAUUGGGUAUGAUUUUGAAGAUGACCCCAAAGAUAAGAAGACACUUAAGCCCCACCCAAACAUUGACAGUGGAUGGGCUUGGAUGGUGGUUCUUUCCUCCUUCUUUGUGCACAUCCUCAUCAUGGGCUCCCAGAUGGCCCUGGGAGUCCUCAACGUGGAAUGGCUCGAAGAAUUCCAUCAGAGCCGUGGCCUGACUGCAUGGGUCAGCUCCCUCAGCAUGGGCAUCACUUUGAUUGUGGGACCUUUCAUCGGCUUGUUUAUUAAUACCUGUGGGUGUCGCCGGACCGCAAUUAUUGGAGGGCUGGUGAACUCGCUGGGCUGGGUACUGAGCGCCUACGCCGCAAACGUGCAUUAUCUCUUUAUUACCUUUGGAGUGACAGCUGGCUUUGGAAGCGGGAUGGCCUACCUGCCGGCGGUGGUCAUGGUGGGGAGGUACUUCCAGAAGAGACGCGCCCUCGCCCAGGGCCUCAGCACCACCGGGACAGGGUUCGGCACCUUCCUCAUGACGGUUUUGCUCAAGUACCUGUGCGCGGAGUACGGAUGGCGGAAUGCCAUGUUCAUCCAAGGCGCCGUGUCCUUAAACUUGUGUGUCUGCGGGGCGCUCAUGAGGCCCCUCUCUCCGGGGAAAGACCCGAAUGACCCGGGAGGGAAAGAUCCGCGGGUCGUGCUGGCUCACUCCCCUGGAUCUAGGUCCAGUGGGCCGCUGGGCGGAGCGGGAGAGAAGGGUGGCGGGCCCGGGAAUGAGGAGACCGGCGGUGACGCCCCGGCCCGGGCGAACCAGGAGAAGGCGGGGCACAGACAGACCACCUGCGCCUUCGGGGUUCUGAAGACCGCCAGCCGGCUGACCGUGAGAGUCCGGAAGGGCUUCCGGGACUGGUACUCCGGCUACUUCGGGGCGGCCUCGCUCUUUACCAAUCGGAUGUUCGUCGCCUUUAUUUUCUGGGCUCUGUUUGCCUACAGCAGCUUCGUCAUCCCUUUCAUCCACCUCCCGGAAAUCGUCAAUUUGUAUAAUUUAUCGGAGCAAAAUGAUGUUUUCCCUCUGACUUCAAUUAUAGCAAUAGUGCAUAUCUUUGCCAAAGUGAUCCUGGGCGUUGUGGCCGACUUACCUUGCAUCAGCGUUUGGAAUGUCUUCCUGAUGGCCAACUUCACCCUUGUGCUCAGUAUUUUUAUUCUGCCCCUGAUGCACACGUACGCUGGCCUGGCUGUCAUCUGCGCGCUGAUAGGCUUUUCCAGCGGUUAUUUCUCCCUCAUGCCCGUAGUGACUGAAGACUUGGUGGGGAUUGAGCACCUGGCGAACGCCUACGGCAUCAUCAUCUGUGCCAAUGGCAUCUCCGCGCUGCUGGGACCACCUUUCGCAGGCUGGAUCUAUGACAUCACAGAAAAAUAUGAUUUUUCCUUCUAUAUUUGUGGCCUACUUUACAUGGUAGGGAUACUCUUUUUACUCGUUCAACCGUGUAUUCAAAUGAUAGAACAAUCCAGAAAAAAAUACAUGGAUGGUGCACAUGUGUAGUGUCAUGUUCUGUUUCCUGUAAGAUUUCUUUGGGGGACCCAUGCCUACCUCACAUGGUUGCUGUGAGGAGCCCAUGACAUCGUUGGGAAAUGCCUGUCUGGUAGUCGGCACUGUCAUUUAUAAAUGCCUUGGACUUCAUUUGAAAGCAGCACUGCCUUUCCAUUUGGGGAGAAACAAUGUCGGAAGGGAUGAAAUAUGACAUACAUUUUAAAGAUGACAAUGUCCUUCAAGACGGCCUAUUAAAUAAUUGGUAGAAAAGCCCUUACAAAAUCUAUUCUGUCUCGUCAUCCAAUGGGACUAAGGUUUUUAGAAACAGCUUCUGAAACAAAGACAAGGAAUAAAGUCUUGUCAACUCA